AACCGUCUAUUUAAAAGAAGGCGCAGACCCUGGAGUGGAUCCGAACCAGCUUAUAGACUCGACCUUAGUUUCUAUUUGGAACGACCAACAGAAGAAUCUAAGAAUGCGUCUGUUUGUCUGCUUUGCCGCUUCUCUGGGUGCAUGGAGCAUCGUUGGGGUGCUCAGUAGCGAUGCUACAACGGACAACAGUAUCUCCCAAGAUGGCUUCGCAACUAACAUCUCCUCCAUCACGACAGCGCAAUCGUCUUAUCCCACUCCUCCAUCACAGACAGGAGAAACAUCUUCUUCUGUUGUUCCAUCACAGACAGGACAAACAUCUUCUUCUGUUGUUCCAUCACAAACAGGACAAACAUCUAAUUCUACUGCUUCAACGCAGACAGGACAAACAUCUAAAUCUUCGCCGUCCUCACGCAGUCAUAGCAUCACACAGGGAGAGACCACCGGUGCUACAUCAUCAGCUAGAAAUGCAACCUCCUCAUCCACCGGCAAACGCCAUCAGUCACAACUCCAGCCUCUUCAAACAAACUGAGUGUUUCAGCCACCAUUGUCCUGGUCUGUCUCCUGGUGUCAGCGGCGUAGACAACACAGAGCCAAGCUUGGCAUCAAGGCAGCUGUUUGGCCAUCAGUGAAUACCUCUCACCCAGCUGUCUGGACAUCAGUACCUCACCCAGCUGUCUGACCAUCAGUACCUCCAAUACAUCUCACCCAGGUGACCGUCAGGAAGGCAUGUGGAAAUGACGCUGAUAUGGCUGACCCCUAUGUCACCUCACCGGUAGUCUGGUCUUGAUUGACAAUAAUCUGUAAUACUCUAUAUUAUAUAAUAAUCUUUAUCAACCUGAUAUAAUCAAACUGUCCUACAGACAGAAGCUGAAGGCAGUCGUUCAAGGGUUAAAAACGAAAGUACAGCGUGAUCAAGAGAUUUCGUGAAUAUGUUGUAUUAUUUGGUUGAACACAACGACAAUAUCUUAAGAAUUAUUUUCUUAUUGAUAUUCUCUUAUUUUUGCUAAAUCACGUUCCCCAUGAUUUUAAACAAGAUAAUAUAGUGAUUGACCAUCUCUGAAUAUAGUUUUCAUUCCUUCUCUUCGUGAUAGUUUCUAAUGUCAAUGGGGGGAAUACAGAAGGACAAAAAAAUUAAUAUCACAUAAUUCACAUCCCGUCCAUUCUUCUAUGUUGUCUACACAUUUAUAAAGCAUCUUAUUUUCUUCUUUCUUCUAAAGCUUGUACAAAGUGGGUUUAACUGGCGAUGAUAUGUUUAAAUGUGAAUUAAUCCUGUUCCGGAUGGAAUGUGUGUGUGAGAGAGUGAGAGAGGGGGUGUGGCGAGAGAUGAAAAGACAAAACACAUUGUUUAUUGUUUACUUGCGGAGUAAUUUGCAUACAAUGAGUUGCUGUUUGAUAAUCUUAUUGUCGUCCCUCGUUGUUCUCUCUCGUCGCUGUCACGGACAUUGUUUGCUUCGUGGCCAGCAGUGCACCUCUCUACAACUUGUAAAAUAAAGACUAAGAAGCUCACUGUC
Messenger RNA from Pomacea canaliculata, 1511 nucleotides. RefSeq lists its product as uncharacterized. The record is from RefSeq and is a predicted model, not a curated record. The transcript is spliced from 3 exons. The coding region runs from base 171 to 629 and encodes 152 amino acids. Lineage: Eukaryota; Metazoa; Mollusca; Gastropoda; Architaenioglossa; Ampullariidae.